Messenger RNA from Amoebophrya sp. A120, 2709 nucleotides. NCBI's taxonomy places the organism in Eukaryota, Dinophyceae, Syndiniales, Amoebophryaceae. The record is from the annotation of a GenBank genome assembly.
GUUUUGUAUCUAUUCCUUGACAUCCCCAUUUUGGCUCACUGACUGCUCCCGUGGUAGUCUCACCUCCUGCGUUAUUUCUUUUUUACCCCACACAUGUACUUGAUCAAAUUUGCACGACCCCAAAUAAAUUGUUCUUUCUGUACGCAUUUAAGUAAUAUUAGACAACUCUCAGUCUCACCAGAUUAGCUUUUUUUCCUUCUCUUCUUCCAAACCGACUACAGCCUACUUACAACGCGAAAAAAUAAAAAUGCCAACCGCGAACUAUCACUCCCCGCCAAUGGGAGGUAAUUCUAAUUAUGCGAACAUAGAGGAGCAACCGUCGGCGACCGAGCGCGCCCGACUGCUGGAGUUUGCGGAGCAGGCAAAGGAGGGCAAGGCGAACGCGGAGGACAAGAAGUCCUCGGCCCCCGACGUGGACAACGAGUCCUGGCUUGCGGAACAGGUGCAGAGGCGCCCGGUGUUGAUGACGAUCUUUUGGAUAGGCCUGAUGCUCUGCUGCAGUGCCGGCUUAAUUUCGUACAACAAGUACCUGAUUCACGGCCCUUUUCCGUUUGCCAUCGCGCUGACCUGCUGGCACAUGGUCUGCUGCACGCUGUUCGCCUGGGCACUGUACGCAGUGAAGCCAUCCUACUUCCCCACAGCGCAGGUGAUCCGCGCCGGCACCGCCCAACAGGCGCGGGAAUAUUUGUACUUCAUGAUCCCGCUCGCUAUAUGCUUCAGCUGCGGCGUGGUGUUGUCCAACGUCGCCUACAAGUACGCGACCAUCCCCUUCCUGCAAAUGAUGAAGGAGCUCAACGUGGUCAUCGUCUACUGCAUGUCGCUCUGCGUCGGCAUGGAAAUGUAUUUUUUUUUCGAGAUGAAGCCCAUUUUGAUUUUGUCUCAUUUCUGUUGUACCUGUGGGACAAUGUAAAUACAUAAGUGUUUGUGCUUGCAGUUGCCGGAGCGUCGGUCGUACUUUCAAAAUGUGCAAAAGCAACAUAUUGAAAUACGUAUCAUGUGUAUCACCACAAGCCGGUGCGAUGAAAAUAAAGAUGACACCCGAUCAUAUAUAAUCGAAAACUCAAUAAAACAGAUUCCAAUGUCGAUUGGUGUCGGUGUUGGCGGUCAUUGUGCUGGGGAGCUACUUUUCCAUCACCGGAGAGGCGAAAUUCGUUUUCCUGGGAUUCCUCGUGCAGGGUGGGUCCCAGUUUUUCGAGUGCACUCGGCUCGUUACCGUCAGCAAAGUGCUCUCCAACAACUCUUGGGGCAUCAAGCGCGUGGACCCGCUGUCGUUUCUUCUGCUGGUGUCUCCGGUGUCCUUCCUGCUCCUCUCCUUCGUCCUGGUUUUCACCUGGGAGACCGCGAUCGCCACUUCGUUUGUCGAGAACUGGCAGGCCCUGGUCGGCAACGGGCUCACAGCCUUGUUGCUCAACAUCGUCACCACGAUGAUGAUGAGUGCGUUUUCCGCCUUGACCUUCGUCGUCGCGGGCGUCAUGAAGGACUGCUGCAUCGUGGCCUGCGGAAUGCUCUUCUUUGGCGAAUCCAUCACCGCCAUGCAAGCCGGCGGGUUUGCUGUGCAGGUAGAACUAUGUUUUUAUAUGCACUUUUUUUGUUGUUGACUAGGAUCAGGAUGACUUCUUGUCAGGGUCGCGAGAGCGUGAGAUGAAACAACUUCUUGAUCUCUAUUCCAUGCUCUUCAUCCAUUACGUGCAGGUCACUGGGUGCGGACUGUAUUCCUACUUGAAAGCCAGCACUUCCCUGGCUGCAAUCGAGGACGCCAAAAAGAAAGAGGAGCUCGACCGCGAUUUUAACAGUUCCGAGGAAACUACACUUAGCAAAGGCGCACAGGAUUCCACUCUGACCGUGUCUACCGAUGACGACGCAGCGCGGCCCAGUUCGAAGCGCGCAGUCUCGUCUGCGUCAAGUUCAGCGUCCGAGCGCGGGGUAGUACGCUACAACCAUGAAGCGUUUCAGCGCGACGCAGACAAUUACGGAUCGACACCGUUGAGCCGGCGUGUCGUCACGGAGGUGUGAAUCUUCCUGUGCUGAAGCUUUGCCGCCGACACUCCGCAGAAUAUUCCUGUUCAACGAUAUCCGACCUUCGAGCAACAGGCUAAUUGCGAUUUCGAGAGCUGCAAGCAAUGUUUGUACGAAACUAGUACCCGCUCGUCCUUUUUCUGUACGCCCAGCUUGUCGACGUUCCGAAAUCGCAGCUACUCUGUUACUGCCCGAUAGAGUCAAUUGACAGUAGUAAGGUCCCCAAGCAAGAAUACAAACGAUUCUGUAGACGUCCAAAUAGAAGAGAAAGAAAAUAAUGCAAUUUGUGAGAGUAUGUACUUUGUACGUCACUCGUUGUACAGCCGCAGCCCAGCAGGAUCCCUUCCGCUUUGAUUUGUUUCGUUAUUGUAAAUCCACAUCAUUUGUACAUCUAAGCUGCAUUUAGCUGCCUAGCAGUACUACACGUUUCAUCUUUAUUGUACAUCAUUUUCCCCUUGAUUAGAAUUAGACUUUACAUUGCCAACGAGUAUGUGCACGAACGCAUGCUGCUGGUGUUUAAUGCAUGAGGACGAUAUCUCGUCUGUCUCUGCGUCUGACUCUGAUCUUCAAUCACAGUCGUUCAGAUUGUGAUUUGCGCUUGCAGAUAAGUGAAAUCGCCACACAACGCAUGCCGUAGAACAUGUUUCACUAUAUUCUAACGCUAACCCCGAAACGGGGACAGAGAAAGAAAGU